This is a messenger RNA of Ixodes scapularis (black-legged tick), 1334 nucleotides long. RefSeq lists its product as uncharacterized. The record is from RefSeq and is a predicted model, not a curated record. Bases 238 to 954 code for a protein of 238 amino acids. Lineage: Eukaryota; Metazoa; Arthropoda; Arachnida; Ixodida; Ixodidae. The transcript is spliced from 10 exons.
AAUUCCAGAAUAUUUGAUUGUCUGUGAAAGUUGCGACAAAACUGAUUGCCGGAACCUUUUGUAACUCUAUUGCAGACUGCAAACGUCGAUCACCAGCACCACACGCUCCGUGGCGACUCGGAUGCUGUGCUCCCCAACGGUCAUCCCGACAGCGAAGGGCAUGACAGCACGGUGGUUUCAGAUUCAGCCUACGCUGCGAACCACACCUUGGUCGUGCAGGCUACAGUUCCUUCUCAAAUGCUCCACCCUUGCUCGCCAGCCCCGUCGAUUCUAGCUCAUUGUGAGGCACACCCUUCGGCUGCGAACGUCGAUCACCAGCACUACAGGCUCCGCGACGACUUGUAUACUGUGCUCCCCAACGAUCGUCCCGACAGCGAAGGGGAUGACAGCACGGUGGUUUCAUAUUCAGCCUACGCUGCGAACCACACCUUGGACGUGCAGGCGGCAGUUCCUUUUGGAAUGCUUCAACCUUGCUCGCCAGCCUCGUCGAUUCUAGCUCAUUGUGAGGCAUACACUUCGACUGCAAACGUCGAUCACCAGCACCACACGCUCCGUGGCGACUCGGAUGCUGUGCUCCCCAACGGUCAUCGCGAGAGCGAAGGGGAUGACAGCACGGCGAUAUCAUAUUCAGCUUGCGCUGUGGACCACACCUUGGUCGUGCAGGCUACAGUUCCUUCUCAAAUGCUCCACCCUUGCUGGCCAGCCCCGUCGAUUCUAGCUCAUUGUGAGGCACACCCUUCGGCUGCGAACGUCGAUCACCAACACUACACGCUCCGCGACGACUCGGAUACUGUGCUCCCCAACGGUCAUCCCGGCAGCGAAGGGCAUGACAGCACGGUGGUUUCAGAUUCAGCCUACGCUGCGAACCACACCUUGACUCUGUACUACAGGACGUGGAGGCGGCAGUUCCUUCUCAAAUGCUCCACCCUUGCUCGCCAGCCCCGUCGAUUCUAGCUCAUUGUGAGGCACACCCUUCGGCUGCGAACGUCGAUCACCAACACCACAUGCUCUGCAGUGAUUCUCAUGCUGUGCCCCUGAACGGCCAUCUCGACAGCAAAGGCGACGACUGCGUGGGAAUGUCAUCUUCAGCCCACGCUGCGGACCAGACUUUGGUUGCAGGAGUUGGCUGAACUGCAGCGGAAGUUGGCCCAGCAAGAGAAUUAUGUGACCCAGCUCAGGCACAAAGUCAGCCGUUUGCAGAAAACGAAUAGUGCAUUUUCUCAAAAAAUGAAGAAUGUCGCUGAUGGCCUCCAAGCUGUGUUCACAGAAGAUCAAAUUCGUGCUCUCGACAGGAAGUCCAACCGUGGAAGUGCGUGGUCAUCCGCUACGAUAAA